Messenger RNA from Kwoniella shivajii, 876 nucleotides. RefSeq lists its product as uncharacterized. The coding region runs from base 1 to 876 and encodes 291 amino acids. Gene Ontology annotation, cellular component: cytosol. The record is from RefSeq and is a predicted model, not a curated record. Gene Ontology annotation, molecular function: oxidoreductase activity, acting on NAD(P)H as acceptor; aldose reductase (NADPH) activity. Lineage: Eukaryota; Fungi; Basidiomycota; Tremellomycetes; Tremellales; Cryptococcaceae. The transcript is spliced from 8 exons.
AUGUCGAAAGUACCUACUGCUACAUUGAACGAUGGAGUAAAGAUUCCAAAAAUAGGAUAUGGUCUAGGAACCGCAAAUUUCGGUAGUGAAUGUGUUCCUCAUGUCAUAUCAGCGUUAAAGACGGGAUAUGAUUACAUCGACUGUGCGGAGAUGUAUGGCAAUUCAAAGAGUUUCGGAGAAGGCUUUGAGAAAUUCGGUGGGAAACGAGAAGAUGUUUUUGUCGUUCAAAAAUGUGGUGCAAAUGGUAAAGAAAGUCAUCCCAGAAAGACUCUAGAAAGAUUACUCAAAGAGAUGAAGACUGACUACGUCGAUUUAUAUCUCCUUCAUUCUCCUUUACUCACCAAACCACUCUCCUUGAGCGAAGCUUGGGAAGUAAUGGAAGAAAUCAGAGCUGACGGAUUAGCAAAAUCAAUCGGAGUUAGUAAUUUUCGUGAAGAAGACCUGAUCGAACUCGAGAAAACAUGGAAAGUAGUUCCAAGUGCGAACCAGAUCGAAUAUCAUCCGUACAAUUUCCAUCCUGCCAAUAUGCAAAGACUUUUGUCUUUCAUGAAGAAACAUAGUAUCGCUGUUGAAGCUUAUGGUCCAUUGACUCCAUUGACAGGAGCCAAAGGUGGUCCAGUCGAUGAGAUAGUUAAGGAAAUUGCCAAAUCUAAAGGAAUUGAAGAAUCUCAAGUUUUGUUGAAUUGGGCAGCACAAACUACUCAAGGUGUAGUCGUAACCACUUCGACUAAUCCUGAGAGACAGAAAAUCCAGUUGGAAGCAAUCACCAAAUCAAGCCACUUGACCGAAGAAGAAAUCGACAAAAUUUCAGAAGCUGGUAAGAAGAAAUUCUUCAGAUAUAGGAUGACAGAUGUUUGGGAUGCGGCGAAACCAUAA